UUAACUCUGUACUUCACAUCGAUGCACUGCAUAGCCAGAAUAAAUCACUGGCUAUUGAUAAGUUACAGUUUAUAUCGGUUCGAUGGGCUGCUUAAUUACUUGACGGUUCUUGUUUUUCAAUAUAUUUUGUUCUGUGCACAAACUGCGAGCUGCUGGAAAAAUAAUUAACCACCGAUAUACACAGCACGGUCUGAAUAGAUACUGAUAAGUAGAGAAAAGUUAAUUAAUAAAAAAUAAAAUUAAGAUAUUUAUUUAAAAAAAACGCCAAAAUUGAUUCCUUAAUAGUUGCUAGUACGAGCAGUGCCAGCUCCACCCCUGGUACUGGCGCAGUUGCUAAGGAAGUUAAAAUAGUGCAGUUAACGACCGCUCCAGAUCAAUUAGUUUUAGUUGCAAAUAGUAAUAAAAUGUCCGGUAAUCAAACAAUGCUAAAAGGCCAUCCAUCACAAUAUGUAAAACUGAACGUAGGCGGUAGGCUCUAUUACACGACCAUUGGAACACUUACGAAGCAUAAUGACACCAUGUUGAGUGCUAUGUUCAGUGGACGAAUGGAAGUUUUAACCGAUACAGAGGGUUGGAUUUUGAUUGACCGUUGCGGUAAUCAUUUCGGUACAAUACUCAAUUACUUACGUGAUGGCACUGUGCCACUGCCGGAGUCGCAUAAAGAAAUCGCGGAGCUUCUGGCUGAGGCCAAAUAUUACUGCAUCACAGAAUUGGCCAUGUCAUGUGAACGCGCGUUACUAGCUAAUCAGGAACCUAAACCAAUCUGUCGCAUACCAUUGAUAACAUCCCAAAAGGAGGAACAAAUGCUUAUCAGUUCAUCAUCAAAACCCGCGGUUAUUUUAGUGGUGCAACGGCAAAAUAACAAGUAUUCUUACACAAGUGCAUCAGAUGACAAUCUACUGAAAAAUAUUGAAUUAUUCGACAAACUCUCAUUGCGUUUCAACGAACGUAUUUUAUUCAUUAAAGAUGUAAUAGGUCCUAGCGAAAUAUGUUGCUGGUCAUUCUAUGGUCAUGGCAAAAAAGUGGCUGAAGUGUGUUGUACUUCUAUUGUAUAUGCCACUGACCGUAAGCAUACUAAGGUAGAAUUUCCAGAAGCACGAAUCUAUGAAGAAACAUUGCAAGUGCUGCUUUAUGAAAACCGUAAUGCGCCGGAUCAGGAAUUGUUACAAGCCACAUCAUCGGUACGUGGUGGUUGUGCUGGGUCUGGUAUGCAACAGUAUACCAGUGACGAAGAGGAGGAACGUACGGGACUAGCACGUUUACGCUCAAAUAAACGCAACAACCCUAUUUGACAUGUACACAAGUAUGUGGGAUGACCACGCGUGAUGCUGUCCUAGCUUUGGAGGGAUAGUACCGGCGAUAAAACAUAAUUGCCAAAGAACCUCAAUAUACUGAAAAAUAUAGCCAAUCGUUCGAAGUGCUAAAACAAUUGCAAUAUACAAAAUAAAAUUACUUUCGAAAAGCAUACAGACGCUUUAAGGGUCAUUAAUCACUGUCAAGCAAUUACUUGCUCCGUUACUCUUAAAGGAUUAUUUUUUUAAUUGUGCUGUUAUACAUUUAUUUAAGUCCUAAAUUGUUAAAUAAUUUCCGUAGUAUUAAAAAUUGUCUGUAAACAUAGUCAAGAGUCGUUUAUUUAAAUAUAUUUGCAAUUUAAAUAUUUUAAUAUUUGGACAAUCACUAAGAUGGUCAGAAAUUUGUAAAUAUGAAAAAUUGUAAUUUUAAAUGAAUUGAAAUUAAA
Molecule: messenger RNA, 1738 nt
Organism: Teleopsis dalmanni
Lineage: Eukaryota; Metazoa; Arthropoda; Insecta; Diptera; Diopsidae
Product: BTB/POZ domain-containing adapter for CUL3-mediated RhoA degradation protein 3-like
Exons: 2
Coding region: 405-1292 (295 amino acids)
Biological process (GO): protein homooligomerization
Molecular function (GO): protein binding
Source: RefSeq, a predicted model, not a curated record